Molecule: messenger RNA, 2431 nt
Organism: Syzygium oleosum
Lineage: Eukaryota; Viridiplantae; Streptophyta; Magnoliopsida; Myrtales; Myrtaceae
Product: calcium-dependent protein kinase 32
Exons: 8
Coding region: 470-2071 (533 amino acids)
Biological process (GO): protein autophosphorylation; intracellular signal transduction; peptidyl-serine phosphorylation
Cellular component (GO): cytoplasm; nucleus
Molecular function (GO): calcium/calmodulin-dependent protein kinase activity; calmodulin binding; calcium-dependent protein serine/threonine kinase activity
Source: RefSeq, a predicted model, not a curated record
UAUUAUACAUUUUUUUUUUCUUUCUUUUUGUUGGGUUUCUCUCUGAGGCGGGUUUGACCCCCCAUCUUGGGGUUCUUCAGCAAUGGUGGCUGGUCACGCGCUAUAUUCCUCUCCUCAUCCUCUUCUCCUUCCUCCUCCAAAACCCUCCUCCCCAUAAAUUCCCUCCUCCAUUUUCUUCGCAAUUCGCACCUUCUCUCUCCCCCUCUCGGAUUCUUGGGAUUUUCCCCCCGUCUCUCCUUAUCCGCGUUCCCGUGUUUUCCCGGGGAGAAAAAAAGAAGGAAACUUUCAGAUCUCCCCACUUCGUCGUUUCCCGAUCUGAUCUCGACCCUGUUGAGCCUUUCGUCGGUUCUUGCGUAAAGCCGGGUUCUUGCGCCGGUCCCGGAUCUGCAAAGGGUCGCUGGAAAACCCCUCCUCAGGAAUUCGGACGCCCGUCCCGGCAGAUCGCCCGGAGAGAUCUUGAUCGCCAUCCAUGGGGAAUUGCUGCGCCACGCCCCAGGUCGACGGCGACGAGGCGAGGGGCAAGAAGAAGCCGAACCCUUUCGCGGUCGACUACGGCGUCAGUUACAACGUCAACGGCGGCAGCCACAAGCUCGCCGUCCUGAAGGACCCGACCGGGACCGACAUCGGGCUCCGGUACGAGCUGGGCCGGGAGCUCGGGCGCGGCGAGUUCGGCAUCACGUACCUGUGCACGGACAAGGAGACCGGGGAGGAGCUCGCGUGCAAGUCGAUACUGAAGAAGAAGCUGAGGACCGCCGUGGACAUCGAGGAUGUGAGGAGGGAGGUGGCGAUCAUGAAGCACUUGCCCAAGCACCCGAACAUCGUGACCCUGAAAGACACGUACGAGGACGACAGCGCGGUGCAUUUGGUGAUGGAGUUGUGCGAAGGAGGGGAGUUGUUCGACCGGAUCGUCGCCAGGGGACACUACACGGAGCGUGCUGCCGCUGCGGUGAUCAAGACGAUCGUCGAAGUUAUUCAGGUUUGCCACAAGCAUGGGGUGAUGCAUCGGGAUCUUAAGCCAGAGAAUUUCUUGUUUGCUAACAAGAAGGAAACAUCACCCUUGAAGGCAAUUGAUUUUGGUCUGUCAAUGUUCUUUAAUCCUGGUGAAAAAUUCAGCGAGAUAGUUGGAAGUCCGUACUACAUGGCUCCAGAGGUGCUUAGAAGGAAUUAUGGCCCAGAAGUGGAUGUCUGGAGUGCCGGAGUGAUCCUUUACAUUCUGCUUUGUGGUGUCCCGCCUUUCUGGGCAGAGACGGAACAAGGAAUCGCCCAAGCUAUCAUCAGGUCGGUUGUGGAUUUCAAGAGGGACCCCUGGCCCAAAGUUUCAGCUAAUGCAAAAGACCUUGUGAAGAAAAUGCUGGAUCCUGACCCGAAGAAGCGCCUUUCAGCUCAGGAAGUGCUAGAUCAUCCUUGGGUACAAAAUGCAAAGAGGGCUCCAAAUGUUUCUUUGGGUGAAACUGUGAGGGCAAGGCUCAAGCAAUUCUCUGUGAUGAAUAAGCUCAAGAAACGAGCUCUUAAGGUAAUAGCCGAGCAUUUGUCUGUGGAGGAAGUUGCUGGCAUAAAGGAGGGAUUUCGAUUGAUGGACACAGACAAUAAGGGCAAGAUAAACAUUGACGAGCUACGAGUUGGUUUAAACAAGCUUGGUCAUCAGAUCCCUGAUGCAGAUCUUCAAAUUCUAAUGGACGCCGGUGAUGUUGACCGGGAUGGAUAUCUUGACUGCGGAGAAUUCGUUGCUAUAUCUGUUCACUUGAGAAAGAUGGGCAAUGAAGAUCAUCUGCAAAAGGCGUUUGAGUUGUUUGAUCAGAACCAAAGUGGAUACAUAGAGAUUGAAGAACUGAGGAGUGCCUUGGCCGAUGAAGUUGAUACGAGUGAAGAAGUUGUUAGUGCCAUCAUGCAAGAUGUAGAUACGGACAAGGAUGGGCGUAUCAGUUACGACGAGUUUGCGGCGAUGAUGAAGGCCGGCACGGAUUGGAGAAAAGCGUCAAGGCAGUACUCAAGAGAGCGGUUCAACAAUCUCAGCUUGAAUUUGAUCAGAGAUGGAUCAUUGCAAUUAAACAACGAGGCUAAGAUGAGUUGAUGAGGAGGAUGUUAUCCCGGACAACUAUCUAAACGAGUAGGGGGGUAUAGGGUACGAAUGAGGAACAGUGUAUUUGUUCCUUGGCUUUUCAGAAAUUAUUUUUCUUCGGUUUUUUUCGAUAAUUUUCUCCCCUUCCUUCUAGGGACCCGGGUAUGAACAAAUAGAUGAUUUGGGUCCCUGGCUGGUUAAUGUCUUUCAAAGGAAUUGCUUUGUGUUUCUUUGGUUUGUUGUUGUGAAUUACACACUGGGAAGAGAGAAAGGAGUGGUGGAGGUUGAGAGAGGUGAUUGGUGAAUGUAAAUAUUGAUUUGCCAAAUACUAUUUUCAGUAUAGAGACAGUCGGUCGCUCUUGGUUUUGUUUA